This is a messenger RNA of Neoarius graeffei (lesser salmon catfish), 3535 nucleotides long. RefSeq names its product dimethylarginine dimethylaminohydrolase 1 (gene ddah1). The transcript has 6 exons. Lineage: Eukaryota; Metazoa; Chordata; Actinopteri; Siluriformes; Ariidae. Gene Ontology annotation, molecular function: dimethylargininase activity; amino acid binding. The record is from RefSeq and is a predicted model, not a curated record. Gene Ontology annotation, biological process: arginine metabolic process; positive regulation of nitric oxide biosynthetic process. Bases 167 to 1018 code for a protein of 283 amino acids.
CACGCCCACCGAGCGCGUGAAACUGCUCGUGCGCGAUAGAAAGCGCCACUAUAAGUAAACAAAACACACCGGAGAAGCGCGGCUGACAAAUACACAACAAACACACGCCCUCUUUAAACGCGAGCUCGUGUGUGAGAGUCUGUGAGCGCGGCGCGGUAACUCGGUCAUGGCCGGACUCAUGUCGACGGGUUUCGGGAGAUUCACUCACGCCGUGGUGCGUUCGAUGCCCGCGUCGUUCGCUCCGAGCGCGCUCCGGAGCGCUGAUGGGCAGGUGAACAGUGCGCGCGCGCAGCAGGAGCACGACUACUACGUGGACGUGCUGAAAACCCGGCUCGGUUUGGAGGUGCUCGAGCUUCCGGCUGACGAGUCCCUGCCCGACUGCGUGUUCGUGGAGGACGCGGCGGUGGUGUGCGGAGACACCGCCCUGAUCACCAGACCCGGGGCCCAGAGCCGCCGCGGAGAGACCAAGGCCAUGAAGGACGCUUUGAAAGAGCUUGGCCUGAACAUUGUGGAGAUUACAGAUGAAUUGGCUACGCUGGAUGGAGGAGACGUUCUUUUUACAGGUCAGGAGUUUUUUGUGGGGUUGUCAAAAAGAACUAAUCAAAGAGGGGCAGAGAUCCUAGCAGAUACCUUUAAGGACUAUGCUGUGUCCACUGUGCCAGUAAAGGAUGGCCUGCACCUGAAGAGUUUCUGCAGUAUGGCAGGUCCAGGACUUAUUGCUAUUGGUUCCGGCGAAUCAGCCCAGAAGGUCUUGAAGACAAUGCAGCAGAUGAGUGAUCAUAAAUAUGAUAAGCUCACGCUUCCUGACGAUGUUGCCGCUAACUGUGUGUACGUGAACCUGCCCUCGAAAGGCCAUGUCCUGCUGCACUGCACGCCAGAGGAGUUCCCAGAGAGUGCCAAGGUGUUCGAGAAGCUGAAGGAGCACAUGCUCAUCCCCAUUCCCAACCUGGAGGGGGCGAAGGUGGACGGAGGGCUUACGUGCUGCUCGGUCCUCAUCAAUAAGCCAGCCAAGGUCUAAGGGACUGUACCAAUGCACACUUACACCCUGCACAAAUGCCUUUAAAGAAGCAUGUCUGGGCUGCUUUGCUGUGUUAAGAGAUUAUUAUUGGAGGACUGGAGGCUAAUUCAGGGGUCUAGUCCCAAAUUCUACAUAUGUGCCCAAAUCCAGAAUCCAGGGACACAUGUCUGCCCAGGGGCAUUUUGAGUUAUUGACAGAUUCAGAAAGUACAGUUUCUAAGCUUUCCAAUGAUGCCUUCCAUGUGGAGAUCUGACAAUAUUUGAAGAAUGUGUGGCCUUUUGAAAAUGUAUACUUCUUAAAACAGGAAAGGGAGAAAAAUCGCCCUCAAAGUUUUCCAUCUCAGCUACUCUGUGUGCAGGGCGGGCACAUAAUGAUGCUCAUUUGCAUGACAUUAAGGAAAGCUCUACCCCCUACGAGCUAGCAUGAUGCUACUUUCAUGUAAACAAAGAUCACCACGUCAAUUUUCCUUCCAUGCAAAGUAUGCCCAAAACAAUUAUGAAGUACAAAAAUAAGUCCUAAAGUAUACUUUAACGUUUUGUGGUUGAAAAAUUACUCACACCGUAAGAAAGAAAGAUAGCACGAUGAUGACACAACUAACACAAUGCUAGUUUCAUGUAAAGCCUCGGUCACAACCGGCCGUACAGUACGUGCUCCUACGGCCGGUCUACAUGCAAAAAACACAAGAAACGCACGGGGGCGCGCGUGAAACGCACGAGAGCGCGCGUGUGACGUGCUGAUUUUCGAGCCGCAGACCGGCCGCAGAGGUUCUUUGUCAUGUCAAACAAACUCUACGGGCGCUUACGUUUUUUUCAGGUUGCAAGACAAACUUACGGCCAACGCGCGUCUUUCUCCAUGAACAAAAAAAAAAAAACGCAGCGAUUUGGGAAACGCCAAAAAUCGCACGGCCAAAAAAUCGUACGUCCGGUUGUGACCUAGGCUUAACCAAACCACAACACACUCCGUUACAUGCAAAAAUAAAAUACUCACACUGUAAGAAAGAAAGAUAGCACGAUGAUAACACAACGCUAGUUUCAUGUAACCAAACUACAACACACUCCGUUACAUGCAAAAAUAACCACACAGCCUUAGAUUAAUAAACUUACCCCAUCAGAAAGAGAAACGGCGCCUUGCACACACCAAUGCCUCCGAUGGAAUGUAGUCUUGGAACACUUCCUUUUGUUUGCGGUUUUUUUUGCUAGAAAUGGUUAUCUCCGAUGUAACUACCGUGCGACUGUUUGCUUCGCGGUGUUUCAGCUCCUCUGCGCUCUGUUUAGCUUGCUCAUUCCAUAGUGAAACUACAUGCCUGUAUGCAGCUUAAGUAGCCACAAGCUCAGCUCGUAUCAUACAGCUGAUUGGCGAAAAACAAACAAAAGACUUAAAUCAUCAUGUGAAUGGCCCAUAUGGUAAUUUACCCACACCCCCCAGCAGGCUACAGUCCUGACAAAAACAAGACAAUUUGCAACAAAAAAUGUAUGCUUUUCCAACAAAGCAAUCUAUUAUCUGAAAUACUGAUUGCAUUCUUCAAGAUCUCAACUUGCACAUGAUGGAAAAAAAAGAAAAUCAUAAAUUUCGGAAAAAAAAAAAAAAGCUUCUUUUGCGAUUAUCUCGGAUUCGUUUUGGCCGACAUGCGUCCCUGGAUUCGGUGAGGUGUCACAUAUUUACUUUAUUCACAGUUACUAAAAAUAUCAAUAUGCGAUAGUUACAGGUUCAGUUGUAGUGUGGGGUUUUUUUUUUUUAAUUGUACUAAGCACGUUAUUCCAAUUCCUGAAAACUUUCAGCUUGCUCACUCAAAUAAAAUAAGAUGCUUUAGCAUUGAUCCAAUACAUAAUAUAAGCUCUGAAGCACUACUGUCCAGAAACACAGCAUGGUGGGGCUGGGAUUUGAAUUCAUGACCUUUUCCUUGGUAUCCCAAUGCCUUAAACACUGAGCCACCACCGUUACCUAUUGCAGAGACGCCAACAUCUGCAGUUUCACUGGAGCGUUUAUGAUUUGACUUCAGAAGCAAGCAAAGGUGUGAAUGGCACACAGCCUAUGAUUCAGCCUCCUGUCGUCCCAUGUCCAACACUGACUCCCAUUUUAAUUCCUUAUCCUCUACAGCCUUCUACAUCGUGGGAGUAGUGGUGCGAUAAGAGCAAAAAGAUUUGCGAGUCACGCCAAGCAGACCAGACAGAUUUUAAACUUCGCAGUUUAGUGUCGUCUUUGUUCUACUGACCUUAAUUCAGUUAAAAUCGGUAACUAAGUACAUUUAAACUUAGAUCAAGGAAAAUACUGAACUCUGGAAUGUAAGGACCUAGCCAGACUGGACCUUGAAUAGCCUCGCAGAGAUUAUUUCAGCCUUCUUUUACAGGUGUGGAGGUGUGCAUACGUACAAACCCAAAUAGCUGAUUGUUUACAAUCCUUUUAAAAAGCCACUAGGAGACCCUGUCACUGUUCCUGCUGUUCUUUAUAAUCAAUAAACUCAGAGAUUUGAAUAGUCACUAAAAUUCAAGAUACCAAAAUAAAAAGCUCUUGCAAUGA